AUGGAAACCUCUUUGCAGCUGCACAACGAUUUCUUCCCUCCCCAGCAGCAGCAGCAGCAGCAGCAGCUCCAGCACAGUAAGUACCAGCAGCAGCACUAUUGCAGGAGAGACGAUCGGCUCGGCCAACAACAGCAGCAGCGGCACGACCAGUGCUGCACCUGCAACUAUUGCACCUGUGACGCGAGGAAAAGCCUCGUUUUCCGCGGGACGUCGCCAACCACUGUGGGAACUUUGAGGACGCCUUCGGAAACGUCUUCGAGGCAGGGCUGCCACUAUAGCGUCUGCGAGUUCACACCUUCUAGUCAUGGUAGUUCAUCCAGACAUCAUCCUCCUCCUCCACCACCACCACCUCCUCAUCAUCAUCAUCAUCCUCCUCACCCUCAGCUGCAGCAGCAGCAGCAGCAGCGGGGCAGCAUCAGCCUGGGCAGCAGCAGCCUGCACAAAGACAGUAACUCCUACAAUGAAAUAGCCAUGAGCAGCUGCAGAUACAACGGCGGCGUCAUGCGGCCGCUGAGCAACUUGAGCGCGUCCCGCAGAAACAUACACGAGUUUGAUUCCGAGUCCCAGCCUUUGCAGCCCAUCUCCGCCGCAGAUGCGUCGGACACUCUAGCGUCCAAGCCGGAGAACAAUUCCAGCAGCCUGAUGCCUUACGCAUCGGGGGACGGAGCAGGGGGCUGCGGCCACAGCGGCGGUGGAGGAGGAGGAGGUGGUGGUGGCAAAUCGGGUAAAAAGAAGAACCAGAACAUUGGGGAGAAGCUCGGGCACCGGAGGGCCUUGUUUGAGAAGAGGAAGCGGCUCAGCGACUAUGCUUUAAUCUUUGGGAUGUUUGGGAUCGUUGUUAUGGUUAUAGAGACUGAACUCUCAUGGGGAGCCUAUGGAAAGGAGUCCCUGUAUUCAUUAGCUCUAAAAUGCCUGAUAAGCCUUUCUACAAUCAUUCUCCUGGGGCUGAUCAUCAUAUACCACGCCAGAGAGAUACAGUUAUUUAUGGUGGACAACGCAGCUGAUGACUGGAGGAUAGCCAUGACAUAUGAGCGCAUCUUCUUCAUCUGCUUGGAGAUCCUGGUGUGCGCAAUCCACCCCAUCCCAGGGAACUACACCUUCACCUGGACCGCACGCCUGGCAUACUCCUAUGUGCCAUCAAAGACAGAUGCAGACGUGGACAUCAUCCUGUCUAUACCUAUGUUCCUGCGGCUGUACCUCAUCGCUCGUGUCAUGCUGCUGCACAGCAAGCUCUUCACGGACGCCUCCUCCCGCAGCAUCGGAGCACUCAACAAAAUUAACUUUAACACACGCUUUGUGAUGAAGACCCUCAUGACCAUCUGUCCCGGCACCGUGCUGCUGGUCUUCACCAUCUCGCUGUGGAUCAUUGCUGCAUGGACUGUGCGAGCCUGCGAGAGGUACCAUGACAACCAGGACAUAACCAGCAACUUUCUAGGAGCCAUGUGGUUGAUCUCAAUCACGUUUCUUACCAUUGGAUAUGGAGAUAUUGUUCCAAACACAUACUGUGGGAAAGGGGUCUGCCUCCUGACUGGCAUCAUGGGUGCUGGCUGCACGGCUUUGGUCGUAGCUGUGGUCGCAAAGAAACUGGAAUUAACCAAAGCUGAAAAACAUGUCCACAAUUUUAUGAUGGACACCCAGCUAACAAAAAGAGUGAAAAACACAGCUGCGAACGUUCUCAGGGAGACGUGGCUCAUUUACAAGAACACUAAACUGGUGAGGAAGAUGGACCACGCCAAAGUCAGGAAGCAUCAGAGGAAAUUUCUCCAAGCCAUUCACCAAGCUCGAAAAUUGAGAAGUGUUAAAAUGGAGCAACGCAAGCUGAAUGACCAAGCAAACUCUCUAGUGGACCUUGCUAAGACUCAGAACAUCAUGUAUGACAUGAUUUCGGACUUGAAUGAGCGAGGCGAGGACAUGGAGAAGAGGAUCGCCCUGCUGGAGACAAAGCUUGAGACUCUACUAAGUAACUUGCAGGCUCUGCCAGGACUCAUUAGCCAGAUCAUCAGCCAGCAGCACAGGGACUUCCUGGAGGUGCAGCUCCAGCCUUAUGACAAACACAGUCCUGAGCGCUCACAGUCGGUGUCCCGGCGGAGGUCGUCCUCCACUGCACCACCCACCUCCUCUGAGAGCAGCUAGAGUCCAAGGGGAAUGCCUCCACUGAAGACUUUUGCCAUCAUAUGGCCAAGUUGCAUUUAUCGUAAAGCCUUAUGGUUUCAAUACGUAUUAUCCAAAUUCUGAUGACAGAAUCCAAGAUACUGGGGACAAUGCAUUUUAAAGGAUAACUUCAUGCUGUUAUUUGUUUUUUAUUACCUCAAAAGAUGUUGUUAUCCUUGCUCUGGUGACAAGACCUCAAAUAAUGGCGCUUCUCUCAGUAAAAACUUUAAGGCCUAUCGAUGGGGCUGUGAUAAGAACUCUUCUCCAUCUCUAUGCAGAGGUAGCCAGGUUUAGAUGGCAAGGUUAACCAGUGUGAAACUAUUGCACUAAAAUAGUGCUUCUCACAGACUUUGUGCUUCUGCAGGCUUGAUUCACUUUCAGUGUCCCUCAAAGCAAACUAAGAAACUGCUGAGAAAUCAGUCAGGGAUCAGUCAACAAUGGUGAGGAAAAAUGCUAUGAUUGAUGGCCUGGAGUGAACUGACAGCAGGCAGAAUUUAAGGCAGAUGAAAUUCACUACUACACACUGUCACUCAGAGAUAACUUAAAAGGCUUGAAAGGAGCGGGAAAAAAAACAUAUAUCUUUUAGGUUAGAAACAGCAUCAACUAUAGCAGUUUUCUUUUUGCAGAGUGGCCCUGUAGAAUGACUAUUUUGGGGGUGACAAUGCAAAUAAUUUACUCCUCUAGUCAAAGUGAAUGCAUUAAAAUCUGUACUUGCACUUAAUUUUUAACCAAUGCACUUCAAUGCUGACUGACAUAUGAUAUAAAGAUGCGUUGUUCAUUAAAAGAAGAACAUUUGAGAUGUUUGGGCAUGGGUUUAUUCUUGUCAGUUCUCAAUGUGACUAACGUCGAUGACUCAAGUCAAAGCCCUUCCUUCUGUUUUUCGUUUUUUUGUUUUGUUUACAAGAAAGCAUUAACUUGGACCUGCAGAAAUCUGCAGAAAUGUACUGCGUGUUCAUAAAAUCUGUAAUCACCC
Solea solea (common sole) is the source of this 3124-nucleotide messenger RNA. RefSeq names its product potassium calcium-activated channel subfamily N member 2 (gene kcnn2). Gene Ontology annotation, biological process: potassium ion transmembrane transport. Gene Ontology annotation, cellular component: plasma membrane; neuronal cell body; neuron projection. Bases 1 to 2133 code for a protein of 710 amino acids. The record is from RefSeq and is a predicted model, not a curated record. The transcript has 9 exons. NCBI's taxonomy places the organism in Eukaryota, Metazoa, Chordata, Actinopteri, Pleuronectiformes, Soleidae. Gene Ontology annotation, molecular function: small conductance calcium-activated potassium channel activity; calmodulin binding.